CCUUGAUUCCCCACAGUUAUUCGCAAAACUGUGCACCGCGGCAAGUGCAGAUCCCGGGGUCUCAGUGUUUUCAAGUUCAUUCCGUGUUUGGAUCUCGCUCGAAACGGUCGUAUCACAUCGGGAAAGCAAGUCGAAGCAUUUCCCAGCGGAUAUAUUUACGAAACUACGUCAAGCCGUAAUCAAAGAAAAAGUGAAACCAAUUAAUCUUCCUUCUAUUCAGUGAAUGAGAGACUGCCGGGACCACCCAGUACCCAUCCCAGCGUGAAUGGUGAUAUCGAAACUGAAAAUGAAGCUUCUUUUGUCCAGUCUGGCGAAAAGUAGAUGUGCCCAACUGAUUGCGGUAGCUUUAGUGAUGCUUCUACCAGCGGUCAGGGCGCAAGAUUACGACGUGACUGAUAUUCAGUGCUCGUUUGCAUCACAGGGCUCCAACCUGGGUGACAUCAUAACGGCCAAACUGAAGAAACCCAUCGGCUUCAAGGGAGCGCCCCUGUUUGCCGACGACCGUGCUGUAAACCCGGAGGCCGAUUUCGCAUGCUCUAUCAAGCAGGACAGAAAAGACCCCAGCGAUCUUAGCUUUGACCUCAAGAUCACCGACUUCUCACGCUGCGGUGUGCUGAAGAGGAAUGGUUUUGUCCACGUGCGUAUUUGGUUCCCCCAGUUCCCAUCGGUGGUAAUGCAAUCCGACCAGGAACUGAUUAUCAUGUGCAAGCCGCCGGAACCGACUGUCAUUCAGAACAAGGCGGCAGGAUUUGCCGGUAGUUUCCCUCAUGGAGCACGUGUUUCUGGUGUGGUAGAAGAGACCCCCGGUCGUUUGGAAUACGAAGUUGCCCUGUAUAAGGAAGCUCCUCCAAUUGCUAGAAUAGCAGGAAUGAAGAACCAUUCAUCGUCGGGAUCUUUACCGGCGCUAACGAACAAUGAAGUCCCCGUGGAUCAAGCCGUUCCGAUUGGGACGAAACUUCAGCUGAGAGCUCGCAUCAGUGCGCAGAGUGUUUGGAAGUAUGUCAAACUACUGGAGGUGACCGUUUCGCCGGAUCCCGACGAUCCGCAUGCUUUAGGAUCGGUUUCUCUGGUCCGCGAAGGCUGCCGCAAUCGAGACUUCGCAUCAAUCAUACCGCAUCAACCGGCACGCUACCGUGACAAACCGAAUGAAGUUUUCCUAGAUUUUGAAGCUUUUCUGUUGAGCUCGAUGAAGGAACGCAGUACCUUGUGGAUUCAUUCGCAAAUUAAAGCCUGUAUGGAUGCAAUGGAUUGCCAACCAGAUUUCUGUCUCGAUCUUUACGAACCAACGAAACGAAAGGGAUUAGGACGGCGCCGAAGAUCCGUUGGGGAUAUUGCUUAUAGUAAUCUCUUGUCAAUGAUAGGGCAUGACCGAUUCCGAAGGUCCUCUGGUACUCUCAAUACAACGGAGUUCACAAAGUUCAAUGAGAACAUCGAAUAUACCGUUCUGAUGCCUGGUCAAUAUGACGAUUUGAGGUAUCAAGAAGUCCCAGAUCAGUGCAAAAACUUUGUUAUGAUAUCAGGACUGCUAGCUGGACUACUGGCGUUAUCAACCAUUAUAACCUGCGGUUUGGCAUCGAGAAUGCAAGGCAAUGGAAAGAAAUCUUCGAUUGAUGAACUGAACGUGAAAGGCUACUCUGGUCGAGCAAUCGUCCAGUAACGCAAGGCUCAAAGAAAUCGUGUAUCAACCGACUUCAAUGAAUCGUUGAAUGUCACAUCGAUCAACCGUCAACCGUCAAAGAUAUAAUUACAGAAUUUGUAAAUUUAGGAAGCUAGACAAAACAAAUACUUGUAGCUUAAGAUAGAAUUUAGCCGAUCACCAUAUAGCGUACUAAGCCCAAUUUUUAAGUUGCCGGAAAAGCUUCAGUUUGUUAAAAAGUUGAACAUUUUAAAAGUUGGGCUUACCGAACGAAAUGCGAGCCAAACCGGAAGACGAAUUUUAGGCACCACUUUUCUAGUGGCUGCUACCUAGACUGCAUUUUCAUUAGUUUUUAUACAAAAUCAAAACGAAAGAUACAUAUGAAAGUUGUUCACAAAGCGUAUUUUGAAGAGCAUUUAGUGUUAACUUUAUUUAUUAUGAAACGCGCAAAUUGUAAGAUUAUUUUAAAUUAUUGAUUUUGUAAUUAAUUUAUAUUAAUACGCUCCUCGUUUGGAGACUUUACAACUCGGCGUCUAUGUACAGUGAUU
Messenger RNA from Malaya genurostris, 2184 nucleotides. RefSeq lists its product as uncharacterized. The transcript has 8 exons. Bases 266 to 1657 code for a protein of 463 amino acids. NCBI's taxonomy places the organism in Eukaryota, Metazoa, Arthropoda, Insecta, Diptera, Culicidae. The record is from RefSeq and is a predicted model, not a curated record.